AUGCCUCGCGGACCUACCAAGCACCAGAAGCGCCUUAGUGCGCCUUCGCACUGGCUCCUGGACAAAAUGUCCGGAACCUAUGCUCCCAAGGCCUCCCCCGGUCCUCACAAGCUCCGCGACUGCCUUCCCCUCAUCGUUUUCAUCCGUAACCGUCUCAAGUACGCCCUGAACGGUCGUGAGGUUAAGGCCAUCAUGAUGCAGCGUCUCAUCCAGGUCGACGGCAAGGUCCGCACUGACCCUACCUUCCCCGCUGGUUUCAUGGACGUCAUCGGCAUCGAGAAGACCGGCGAGAACUUCCGUCUCAUCUACGACACCAAGGGCCGUUUCACCGUCCACCGUAUCCAGGCUGAGGAGGCCGAAUACAAGCUGUGCAAGGUCAAGCGUGUUCAGCUCGGCAAGGGCGGGAUCCCAUUCUUGGUUACGCACGAUGCGAGAACGUGA
Messenger RNA from Aspergillus oryzae RIB40, 441 nucleotides. RefSeq names its product 40S ribosomal protein eS4. The transcript has 2 exons. Lineage: Eukaryota; Fungi; Ascomycota; Eurotiomycetes; Eurotiales; Aspergillaceae. Bases 1 to 441 code for a protein of 146 amino acids. Gene Ontology annotation, cellular component: ribosome; cytosolic small ribosomal subunit. The record is from RefSeq and is a predicted model, not a curated record. Gene Ontology annotation, molecular function: RNA binding; structural constituent of ribosome. Gene Ontology annotation, biological process: translation.